Colletotrichum navitas is the source of this 2434-nucleotide messenger RNA. Its product is annotated as acyl-CoA N-acyltransferase. The record is from RefSeq and is a predicted model, not a curated record. Gene Ontology annotation, cellular component: cytoplasm. NCBI's taxonomy places the organism in Eukaryota, Fungi, Ascomycota, Sordariomycetes, Glomerellales, Glomerellaceae. Bases 351 to 2051 code for a protein of 566 amino acids. Gene Ontology annotation, molecular function: glycylpeptide N-tetradecanoyltransferase activity. Gene Ontology annotation, biological process: N-terminal peptidyl-glycine N-myristoylation. The transcript is spliced from 3 exons.
CCGUCUACCUACAUGGCCAAAAAGGAAUUAAUUAGUAUUCUGGCUGGCAUACUUGCUCCUUUACAACGUGCAAUGCAGGGAUCGCUAACGCCAAUGGACUGACCACUAAUUAGCCUCCAGUGCCCCGCAAACCACCGAGGUUUCUGGCCACUGACCCCGCCAUGAUGCAGUCACAUAGCUGGAAUCUGCCCGGCUACAUGAAACUGUCCCCUGCGCCAAAACUUCUUCCCCGCCAUUACCGCCUCCAGGCUUGACCAGAGCUCCCAAAGCUCCUCCCCCAUCACGACAAAAACGAUCUGCUUCUCCGGACACCGAUCGCGGUGAAACAUCCGUCCAACCUACGAAAUAAAAUGCCCGCCGAGGAGUCCAAGCCCCUCGACCCGGCCGUCAAGGACGCCAACGACGCCCUGGCCGAGGCCACCGACAAGGGCAAGGGCAAGGAGCCCGAGGCCGAGUCGGAAGACGAAGACGGAGAGGAGGAUGUGCCCGAGGAGACAGCCCCUGGCGCAUCCGCCGGCGCGGCCAAGAAGAAGAAGAAGAAGUCUAAGAGAAAGAAGCUCAAGGAGGCCCUCACCGGCAAGCCCAGCGACCCCGAGCAGGCCGUCAAGGACGCCAUCAGCGGCCUCACCCCCCAGCAGCUGACCGAGCUCCUCGCCCUGAACCCGGCCCUCGCCAACGAGCUCGGCAGCGGCAGCGGCGGAUCCGGCGCCAAGUCGUCCGCCGAGAUCGCCGCGGCCAUGCAGAAGCUCGACCUGCAGGACAUCAUGACGGGCCUCGCGUCGGCCGGCAAGAACGCCAAGGACAUGGCCAGCUACAAGUUCUGGGCGACGCAGCCCGUGCCCAAGUUCGGCGAGUCGGAGAAGAAGAUCGAGGACGGCCCGAUCCGCAUCCAGACGGUCGACGAGGUGCCCAAGGAGGCGGCGCCCAUGGUGACCGGCUUCGAGUGGGUCACCAUGAACCUCGAGGACGACGGCGAGAUGAAGGAGGUCUACGAGCUGCUGAACGGACACUACGUCGAGGACGACGAGGCCAUGUUCCGCUUCAACUACUCUCCGGCAAUGCUCCGAUGGGCGCUCAUGGCCCCCGGCUGGCGCAAGGAGUGGCACGUCGGCGUGCGCGCGUCGCAGUCCAGGAAGCUCGUCGCCUUCAUCUCGGCCAUCCCCGUCAACCUGCGCGUGCGCAAGAACGUCAUCACCUGCUCCGAGGUCAACUUCAUGGUCGUCCACAAGAAGCUGCGCGGCAAGCGCCUCGCGCCCGUCCUCAUCAAGGAGAUCACGCGCCGCAGCAACCUGCGCGAGAUCUGGCAGGGCCUCUACACGGGCGGCGUUGUCCUGCCCAAGCCCGUCAGCACGUGCCGCUACUUCCACCGCGCUCUCAACUGGCAGAAGCUGUACGAGGUCGGCUUCAGCCCGCUGCCGCCCAACAGCAAGCCGCAGUACCAGAUCCGCAAGUACCAGCUCCCGGACGCCACGUCGACCAAGGGCCUGCGCGAGCUCCAGGAGCAGGACAUCGACGCCGCGUCGGAGCUGCUGACAAAGUACCUCAAUCGCUUCGACAUGGCGCCCGAGUUCACGAAGGACGAGUUCAGGCACUGGUUCCUGCACGACAAGAACGCGCCUGGCGAGCAGGUCAUUUGGACCUACGUCGUCGAGACCAACGGCAAAAUCACCGACAUGUUCUCCUUCUACUGCCUCGAGUCCACCGUCAUCAACAGCUCGAAGCACCAGGUGGUCCGCGCCGCCUACCUCUGGUACUACGCCACCGACGUCGCCUUCGCCACACCCUUCAACAGGGAGGCGCUCAAGACGCGGCUGAACUCGCUGAUCGGCGACGCCCUCAUCAUGGGCAAGAAGUACAAGUUCGACGUCUUCAACGGCCUGUCCCUGCUCGACAACGGCCUGUUCCUGGAGCAGCAGAAGUUCGGCCCGGGCGACGGCCAGCUGCACUACUACCUGUUCAACUACCGCGCGGCCCCAAUCGCGGGCGGCGUGGACAGGAGAAACAAGCUCGACGAGGAGAAUCUGAGCGGUAUUGGCUUGGUAAUGUUGUAAGGCGCCCCCGAGACGGACGACGAGGGGAGGGGGGAGAGGGGGGAGGAGGACCAGUAGCAAAAAAUAGCUCCGAAAGAGCAGCAGGGCCAAGGGAGGAAGCGCACCAUGAAUGCCGAAAGCAUUACCGGCGUCGAGGGAGGGGAAUGAAUGGUGAGAGGUAUCACUGAAUAAAUCAAAAUCAUCACGACGUACAAAAAACUGCCUAUCGAGGGGGGAGGAACGUUGUCGUGCCCAAAUGGCAUCCUUGCCCUCCCCCCUUUGCCCUUCCCGGCUUCUUAUGCCCCAACCAAGCCGAAAAAAAGAAAAAGAAAAGAAAAAAACCUGGCUUCCGUUACGCUACUGGCUCCAGCUUUUCCACCACGGCGAUUCGGUCCUCUAGCCAC